CCUCACGCGGGGGACACCUGACCGUCACGGCGAGGGUGAGGCCUCGCUGGCAGGAGCUACCCGGGGGACGGGUCAAGCGCCGGCAACCUCGCUGCGAUUCACAGGCUGCCUUGGGCUUUCUAGGAGCCGGCAGCUGGGGACUCCCCCCGCUUCGCUCCGCCCCUGCAGAGCCGGGCCGGGCCGGCAGCAGACUGAAAGUGAGAUGCUUGAAUAAGUUCUCUUGGAGAGGCAUGAUGUACCUUUCAGUUAACAGAAGCAUUCAAGGGUGAAACUUUAUGGACAUGGCCUCAGGUGGAAUUUUUUCCCCUCUGGAAAAUUUGGUCAAAGAUAACUCCAGUUGAAUUCUGUCCUGAGUGGUAAAGCUCCACAGAUCGAUUGCACACAUCGAGGUUCAAGAUGUGGACAAAAUGUCUGGGAAAUGGGAGAAAUUUAGCUGUUUUUCAUGGCAGAAUGUGGGAAACAUGACAGCAAACCCAUUGUUUUUGUGUAAUAUCACAACAGCGUUUCUGUCUUUAAUUAUUGCAGAGAAAUGUGAAGCCUAUCAUGUGAUGUUGAGGCAAAGUCUUGUGCCUGAUGGGCAGCCUCUUGCUAUUAAGUGUUCACUGGAAAAGUACUUGAAAAGUGGAGACUACAACGUAACAUGGUAUAAAGUUGGUAACCAAACAGCUGUGCCUAGAGACAAACUUUCCAGAAUUCAUCAGCAGAAGAAUUUAAUUUGGUUUCUUCCUGCAAUGUUGGAAGAUUCUGGAGAUUAUGAAUGUGUCAUAAGGAAUUCGACAAGCUUCAGGAAAAUGAGUACAAAAGUAACAGUUUUUGAGAGGAUAGAUGGUUUGUGCUUAAAUGAAAAAUUUGCUGUAGAGCAGGUGAUAUUCACAUCACCAUCUGCAAAGGUUGUGUGUCCACACUUGGAUUAUUUCAGGAAUGAGAAGAAUGUUCAUCCUGUUCAUUGGUACAAGAAUUGCCAGCCGCUGGAAGGGAAAAGAUUUGCCAUCUUAAACAGGGAUCUUAUAAUUUUGAAUGUGACUGUACAUGAUCAAGGAAAUUACACAUGCGAAACAAUGUACAUCUACAAUGGAAAACGAUAUAAUAUUUCACGAGACAUUAGUCUGAUUGUAGAAGUGAGCCCACCAAACAAGCCCCCUGAAAUAUCUUAUCCAAGAAACAACUCCAUUGAAGUGGAACUUGGCUCACAGGUUACAGUGGAUUGCAAUACAACAGGUGCUGAUGGGUAUCAGGUGUUUUGGACAGGCAACGGUGUAUAUAUUGAUGUAUUUUAUGUGAGCAGAAUUUUUGCAAGCCCCUAUGAGGAUGAAACUACUUCUGAUGGACGUCCCAUGCAUUCUGUGAAGCUGAUCAUUUCAGAAGUGAAUAGUGAAGAUUAUGAACAGCCAUUUAUCUGUCAAGCUUCAAACGCCUUUGGGCAGGUCGCAUCCUAUAUUAUAUUAAAACACGGAGUUCAUGAUAUACAAAGAUGGCUGACUGGAGGGCUUGUCUCUUUGGUAGUUUUAACAUUUAUUAUUUUAAUAAUCUACAAGAUUUUCAAGAUUGACUUGGUGCUUUGGUACCGAAAUUCUGUCUGUGCCUUUGUAACUAAGGAAGAUGGGAAAAUCUAUGAUGCAUAUGUCCUGUAUGCAAAAAGCAAUGGAGGAAGAAGUUUCUAUCGUUUGGAAACCUUUGUUCUUAGAAUACUCCCUGAUGUUUUAGAACAACAAUGUGGAUAUAAUCUCUUUAUAAUAGGAAGGGAUGAUUUACCGGGAGAAGCUGUGGUCAGCAUUGCUGAUGAAACCCUUAAGCAAAGCAGAAGACUGAUGAUUAUUUUGGGAUCAGAAACAUCUAGUUGUUGCCUAUUAGAAGAUACUUCUGAACAACAACUAGCUAUGCAUAACGCUCUCAUCCGUGAUGGGAUUCAAGUGAUUCUUAUAGAAAUGGAUGAAACACAGGACUACACAAGCAUGCCAGAAUCAAUCAGAUACAUUAAGCAAAAACAUGGAGCUAUUCAAUGGAAAGGGGACUUCUCAAAGAAAUCUUGUUCAGCAAAUACAAGAUUCUGGAAAAAAGUACGCUAUCAAAUGCCAUCCAGGAAAAAGAUACCUUAUUCUGAAAUGUAUUUGUUCCCCCUAGCUGUGAACAGUUCAGCAGCAAAGGGAAGUUAACAUGCUCUUAUUAAAAUAAUACAAAGAAGGUAGUUCUGAAAUGUGUGAGUUUUUUAGACAAACUCUUUUUAUUACAAAGCAAUUGUUUGUUUUUUUAUCCCUGGAGUAAAAGCUACUAAUUCCUUCCCCAAAUUACACCCUAAAAGAAAAACUCUGUCCAACUGUAUUUCUGUUCUGAGUGUUGGAAAGUGACAUAAUUUGUUGUGUUAGUCUCAUAUGGAUAUGAGAAGUAAACUUUGCUGAUGGUGGUAGACUAUUAAAU
Messenger RNA from Colius striatus (speckled mousebird), 2415 nucleotides. Its product is annotated as interleukin-1 receptor type 1. The transcript is spliced from 13 exons. NCBI's taxonomy places the organism in Eukaryota, Metazoa, Chordata, Aves, Coliiformes, Coliidae. Gene Ontology annotation, molecular function: interleukin-1, type I, activating receptor activity. The record is from RefSeq and is a predicted model, not a curated record. The coding region runs from base 408 to 2153 and encodes 581 amino acids. Gene Ontology annotation, biological process: regulation of inflammatory response; signal transduction.